AUGCCUAGCUCGUUCAACUCCGCUAAGCGCCUGCGCGUCGCGGCCAUGAAGCUGCUGCUCGGCGACGGCGACGGCAGAGCCGACGAGCUGGAUGGUGUCCUCGCGGACCUGGAAAGCGUCGCCAGCGGUCUCACAGAGUUCAUCGUGCUGCUGCAGAUGUGCCCGCCGGCGCUGCACCGGCCGCUUGCCACGAGCAUCUACGCGGACAGCCAGAUGUUUGUCCGGCACGUCGAGAGACGCCGCGUUUUCGAGUUCUUGCUGCAAGAUGACGAGGGCGAGCCGACGCUGGCAGAGCCAGGUGUCCUCCCUAUAAUCGGCUCCGCCGGCCUGGGGAAGACCACGCUCGUGCAGCACGUCUGCGAGGAGCCCGCGGUGCGCCGCCGCUUCUCGCUGGUCAUGCUGCUAGACUUCCAUUGCAUGAGCCUCAUGGCAGCCGGCGAGACGGCGCUCUUCCCACGCUCUCUGUUCACGCCAAACGCCACCAGCCUCUCCGCCGACGGCGAGCAGACGAGGCUCCUAGAGCGGAAGCUGCGCGGCGAGAGGUUUCUGGCCGUCUUCGACAACGUCAACCGGCGCAAAAGGCAGGUGGUCGACGCGAUCAUGCAAACCCUGCGGCGCGCCGGCAGGCGAGGGAGCAAGGUCGUCGUAACCAGCAGCGACGCCGGGCAUGUUGCGGGCCUUGGCACCGCGGAGCCGAUCGUUCUGCGUCCCCUGCCGCCGGAGGAGUACUGGUUCUUCUUCAGGGCGCACGCGUUCGGCGGCGCCGAGGCAGACCCGCGGCUGGCGGCGGCGGGCCAGGCCAUCGCCAAGAGGCUGGACGGCUCCUUCUUCGGCGGGAAGAUAGUGGGCGCGCUCCUGAGGUCCCGUCCGGACGCGCGGCUAUGGCGUAGCGUCCUGAGCAGCAGCUUCAGCAUCGCCGACGUGUGGUGCCUCGGCAGCGAAGGCUGCGUCGCCGCCGCGGCCGGCAGCCUCCUCCCGCGGCAUGUGACCAUGCGCUGCGUCACCGUCUCCGGCUCGCCGAUGAGAGGGCUCGUCGGAAUCCAAGAAACCUCUUUGGCUGUUCCUGCUCCUCCUUGUCCAGACGACGGCGGCAGCCGCAGCCCGGAGUUGCCUGUGCUGCUGUGCAAGUCUGUGUUCCCUGGCUACUGCCUGUACUACACUGCCCAUUGCACGAUCGACAGAGAGAUCAAUCAGUAA
Molecule: messenger RNA, 1197 nt
Organism: Triticum turgidum subsp. durum (durum wheat)
Lineage: Eukaryota; Viridiplantae; Streptophyta; Magnoliopsida; Poales; Poaceae
Source: the annotation of a GenBank genome assembly